AUGCUCGCUGCGGCGGCGGCAUCCGCCGAGUGCGUGCAGCUGCUGCUCGAGAGCGGCGCGAAGCCCGCGGCGCGCUCGACGCGCCACGUGACGGCGCUGCUGCUCAGCGCCAUCGAGGGGUCCGUCGACAUCGUGCGGCCGCUGCUCGCGGCGAAGGCCGAGCCGGACGUCGCGGAGGAAGGCGGCACGACGCCGCUCAUCGCCGCGGCGAGCGAAGGGCACGCGGAGGUCGCUGCGGCGCUGCUGCAUGCCGGCGCGUCGCUCGACCUCGUCACUGAGCAGGGCGUGAGCGCGCUCAUGUUCGCCGCGCAGGGUGGCUGCGUGUCGAUCGUCUCGUCGCUGCUGCAGCGCGGCGCGCGUGCUGACCUGGUCGCCAAGAGCCCGGAGAAUCCGUGCGGCACCGCGCUCAUCGGCGCCGCACGCAGCGGCAGCCUUGAAGUCAUCGCGCAGCUGCUCGCCGCGGGCUCUGCGAUCAACGGGCAGCGCGGCGACGGUACGACGCCAAUCAUCCAGGCGGCGUGGAACAAUCAUGCAACGGCGAUCGAGGCCCUCGUCGACGCCAAGGCCGACGUGAACCACACGGACAAAACAGGCAUGAGCGCACUCAUGCGUGCCUCCAACGACGGGCACAUGGACGCCGUGAGGACGCUGUUGAAGCUCGGCGCCAAGAAAGGCCUCGUCGCGACCGACAGCGCGACGACCUACAACGCGACGACUAACAACGCGACGACCGCCCUUAGCCUCGCGAGGAGCAACAAGCACGAGCUCAUUGUCGAGCUGCUGCAGGCCGCGUAG
Molecule: messenger RNA, 795 nt
Organism: Emiliania huxleyi CCMP1516
Lineage: Eukaryota; Haptophyta; Isochrysidales; Noelaerhabdaceae
Exons: 1
Coding region: 1-795 (264 amino acids)
Molecular function (GO): protein binding
Source: RefSeq, a predicted model, not a curated record